Helicoverpa armigera (cotton bollworm) is the source of this 1311-nucleotide messenger RNA. RefSeq lists its product as uncharacterized. Gene Ontology annotation, biological process: DNA replication, removal of RNA primer. The record is from RefSeq and is a predicted model, not a curated record. Gene Ontology annotation, molecular function: RNA-DNA hybrid ribonuclease activity; nucleic acid binding. The transcript has a single exon. The coding region runs from base 1 to 1311 and encodes 436 amino acids. Lineage: Eukaryota; Metazoa; Arthropoda; Insecta; Lepidoptera; Noctuidae.
AUGUACAAACAACUGGCCAGGGCAGCUGGAGCUAGUUGGGGUCUACAGCCGGAAAUCAUCAGGACCAUCUACACGGCAGCAGUAGAGCCCACGAUACUGUACGCAGCGAGUGCAUGGGCGCCAGCCGCAAACAAAUUAGGGGUCCAAAAACAGCUAAACGUGGUCCAAAGAGGGUUUGCGCAAAAGUUGUGCAAAGCCUACCGCACGGUCUCCCUAAACUCGGCACUGUUGCUCGCUGGGAUACUCCCUCUAGACAUUCGGAUAAGGGAAGCUGCUUCACUUUACGAAGCGAAGGGGGGAGGGCCCCAGCCAACACUGGGAGAUAGGGAGAUCGAGCGGAUGGCCUCAGCCCUUGAAGCCCCUCACCCCGCAAAAUUGGUGACACUGCAGUACGACAGCAUAGCGGACGACGAAGAAUACAGAAACCGGAGUGAGGAGUUUGCUGUGCGCAUUUUUACCGACGGCAGUAAGAUACAGGGCAAGGUCGGCGCGGCGCUAUCUUUGUGGGAUAGUACCACCGAAACAAAGGCUCUCAAACUUACUUUGCCGUCAUACUGCACUGUCUACCAGGCUGAAUUGUUGGCACUGCAGAAAGCGGCAACUGAAGCACUCAAACGCCGGGAAAACACGUUCGGCAUCUUCAGCGACUCUAUGGCGGCCCUGCAGACAGUCACCAACGUCAGUGCCCCCCAUCCUCUAGCAGUGGAAACAAGGGACACCAUACGCCGCUGCAAGCUCCAGAACAAGAGUGUCUCCUUGUUCUGGAUAAAGGCCCACACAGGAUUGGAGGGCAAUGAGCGGGCUGAUCAACUCGCAAAGGAAGCUGCCCUAAAGUCGAAGAAGAAGCCGGACUACGACCUGUGCCCCAUCUCAUUCGUCAAGCGGCAGAUACGUAUGAGGUCGCUUGACGAAUGGAAUGGGAAAUAUAAAGCCGGAGAAACAGCCUCCGGCACUAAACUGUUUUUCCCCGACGCAAUAUCCGCGUACGGUAUCGUGAGGAAAAUUGACCUCACGUACAUAAGGACACAAAUCUUCACUGGGCACGGUGGAUUCUCCUCAUAUCUGACACGAUUUAAAUGUAAGGAGAAUUCAUCGUGCGCCUGUGAACCUGGAGUCGAGGAAACCGUUGCCCACAUCCUCCUGGAGUGCCCAAUUACAGAGAGAGCACGUUUUGAGACGGAGCAAGAGUUAACAAUGAGCCUUACAGCAACAAACCUCCCAUUUCUAAUGAGAGAUAAAAAAGACCGGCCGAAAUUUUUAGAUUAUUGCGAAAAAAUAGUUAGUUUAGUAAUAAGUAGAAAUAAGUUGUAA